CAUCGAGAUGGAAUUUUUGAAGAAUCAACUACUGCUGGAUUAUCUGCGAUAAAUAGCGCUUGUUCUGGUGUACUUGCCAGCGACCCCCAUGGAGGGAUUAUUUACGACAAGGGUAACUAUCGUGGAAUUCUCACUGCAGCUCAUGAACUCGGUCAUGUAUUCGGCGCCAAUCACGACAGCGACUCGUGUGCCAUUGAUUCAAUAAUGGCAGAAAGAGAGUCACCAAGUAAGAAGACAUGGUCAGAGUGUUCAAAAAAACAAUUCCAGGACGCACUUCAGAUAGAAAAUUUUUCAUGCAUGUACAACAAACCCCUUUUGGGAAAUUCUUCUUCGACGAAAGAUCUAGAGGAAUCCGUUGCUGACUCGAAAGUUUUGCUAAUUACUCCAGAUAUUUUUAAUCCUAACAAAUUGAUCGUAAUCUCGCAUAAAAAAAGUUUUAUCAAAGUUUGGCAGAUAGAUCGAGACGUCGAUGAUGAAGAAGUGAAAUAUAAUGAUUUACAUGUAUCAAUUCCCGGUACAACAAGCUUAAUAUUCGAUCCAAGGAUAAUUGAGCCUACUAAAAUGAUUAUUAUUAAUUAUAUUAAGAAUAAAAUUCAUAUUAAUACUGUUGAUUUA
This is a messenger RNA of Cotesia congregata, 615 nucleotides long. Lineage: Eukaryota; Metazoa; Arthropoda; Insecta; Hymenoptera; Braconidae. The record is from the annotation of a GenBank genome assembly.